This is a messenger RNA of Acomys russatus (golden spiny mouse), 234 nucleotides long. Its product is annotated as small nuclear ribonucleoprotein G-like. Lineage: Eukaryota; Metazoa; Chordata; Mammalia; Rodentia; Muridae. The coding region runs from base 1 to 234 and encodes 77 amino acids. The record is from RefSeq and is a predicted model, not a curated record. The transcript has a single exon.
AUGAAGUUAAAUGGUGGCAAGCAUGUUCAAGGAAGACUGCAGGCCUUUGAUCUUUUCAUUGGUCAUGUGAUUCAUGAGUGUGUACAGAUGGCAACUGGUGGGCAACAGAGUAACAGUGGGACAGUGGUGCCAGAAGGAAAGAGCAGCAUCAUGCUAGAAGCCUUGGAAAGAGAGAGUCUAAGCAAUAGGUAUCCAGCAGGGGAGUCCAGCUCUCUCCUCAGAGGGCCUCUUUGA